UUCUGUCAGCCGUGCUUCCCGCGGACGGUGGGAAAUAAGUGUUCGCAGAAAUCGAUCCGUGCGGGAGCAACAAACACAUCCAAGAUGGAGACCGCUAAAGCCGGACAUCUGAUGAGCUUAGCCGCUCUGCAGAGACAGGACCCGUACAUAAACAAACUGCUCGACGUUACAGGGCAGGUAGCUCUCUACAACUUCAACUCGAAAGCGAACGAGUGGGAGAAGACAGAAAUCGAAGGCACCUUAUUUGUUUAUUCUAGGUCUGCCUCCCCUCACCACGGCUUCACCAUCAUGAACCGACUGAGUACGGAGAACCUGGUAGAGCCGAUCAACAAAGACCUGGAGUUCCAGCUGCAGGAUCCCUUUCUGCUCUACAGGAACGCCAACUUGGGCAUCUACAGUAUCUGGUUUUAUGACAAGAAGGACUGCCAACGCAUCGCUCAGCUGAUGGUCAAGAUUGUGAAGCAAGAAGCGGACCACGCCCAGAGGGGAUCACCGGAGAGGGCGGGGUUAGCGAGGACCAAUGGUGUCGCAGAGCCACGCCCCAUCGAUAUCCUGGAACUCCUCAGCAAAGCCAAGGAGGAGUACCACAGGAGUCAGACAGGUGAAAUAGAUGUGUCCACUGCUACGGAGCCAAGUGUGAAACCCACUGUUAAUGCUACUGAGCAUGUCCACAGCACCCCACAGCCUGAGAAGAGUUCUCAUACCGGUGUGAAGCAGAUCACUGUUGAGGAGCUCUUUGGUUCCUCGAUCCCGAAGGACCCCUCUCUACCCGCCAUGCCCGCCCAGAACACCACCACUGCCCCCAGUGACCCCACGUCUCCCUACCUGCAGAGCCAGCCUUAUCCCACAUCGGCCCAUCUCGACCCUCUGCUCCCUCCCCACCUCACAGCACCGGACACUGCGCCCAACCAGCGCAACCUCGCCCCCGGCCUGCUCCCAGCCCCAGCCUCCUACACACUCCAUCCCAGCCCUGUUUUCCAGUCAGUAGGCCCCGGGUCCGACCCCCAGCCCCGGUGCUCAGUCUCCCCACUCAUGGUGCCUCCAGCUGGUUCAGAACCUCGUGCAGCUCCCCCCGGUCCCGCGGCACCUUCAACUCCCACGUCCUACCUGGGACAGGAGAUCCUCGGCACGCUCAAAUCGGCAGUGCCCUCGGUGAACUCGGACAUCCACAAGCCCAUCUUGGCGCCCAACUUCCUGCCUAGCACGCUGGUCCCGCCCCAGAGCUUCCAGGAGCUGAUGGGGAAACACCUCCUCCAGCAGGGAAAGGAGGUGGAUGUCUUCUCUCAGGCCCCAAACCUGAUCAAAGCAAUGCCUGCUGUCCCCAUGAACCCAGCUCUCACUGUACCGGGGGCAGGUCCAGGCCUUUCUGUGCUUCUCUCCCCCAGCGCCUUCCAGCACUCUGUUAACAAGACCACAGCAGCAGCAGCCACAGCACCGGUGGUCCCCCCUGCCCCCUCCAACCCCUCCGGCUCUGCAGGGGCUGUCGAGGCCCCCCAAACAGCCUGCAGCAAGACGCAGCUACAAGACACUCUGAUACACCUCAUCAAGAAUGACCCAGCCUUCCUCAGUGCCAUUCACGAUGCUUACCUGCAGAGCCUGUCCAAGGACUUCAGCAACAUCAAGCUAUAGCCCCACCUCAGCGAUCAAAACCGUUACCAAACCAUAUAGAAACAGGAGCUGCAAGACCACAACCAUCACUCUGCAUCAAAAGUUCUUAGUCCAGUAAUCAAAAUAGUUAGACUCACUUUUUUCUGGGGACGCAGGUUCAAUAAAACGUAAGAAACUCUUCUUUUGUGCUGGCUGAACCCAAAAACAAGCCUGUGGUGUGUUUUGGGUCCCGACCCGUAGUUAAACACUGCCUUACACCCGGCUUUCCAGCAAGUUCUGCAACAUCAUUUUAUAACCCAGCGUCCGCCGUGACCCUGUACUCUUCCUCAUCUGUAUUUGAACCAGAAACAGCAAAAAAAAAAAAAAAAAAAAGACUGGUAACUCUUCAGGACUUCUAGUGUUGGAAAGACAUGCAGACGAGACCAGACGUUGAUGGGACUCAAACAAAUGCAUCUAACAGCCGUUUGACACGCUGUAUAGCACAAAUCUGCAAAACUCAUUUAUACUUGUGUGCGUUAUUAGGCUUGAGACAGCAUGCCCGUACCAUUUAACGCUCUGCUUAGCUCAAAUCUCUUCGCUUUUGGAGUCUUCACCUGAACUUUGACUCUGUCCUGCGUCUCACUGUAAACCGGAUUGAUAUCUUGCCUACAAGUGUCAAAGCAGAUCUAUUCAGAGAGGGACCCGUGGCUUCUUUUGGACCCUAACUAUAGUCCUGUGACCUUGAAAGUCUGUGGACAGGAUUUAUAAAGGAAAAUAAACUUCCACUAUGGCUUGGAGCCAUCCUGCCGGCACAGAACAAGUAUGGUAAAGCUGUCAGCCAUGGACUAGUGAAAUUUGGCUGUCGCUGAUAAUGUUCUCUUGAAGAUGGGACCAUAUUUGAGAUUUGGUGACCUCUUAUCCCUUCACUCUUGACCCUGACUCUUGGACAAAUCGAGCACAGUAUGAUCCAGAAUUUUGCAGCUGGGAAUCAUGGCCUCCUUCUUCUUCUCUCCACAAAGCCUGGCAGUCAUUGCAGUGUGAGACUAUGGGAACCGUUAACCCACACACAUUCAGACUGCUUGGUAAGAAAGAGGGACUGACCUCUGUGCUGGGGACCUCUGAACUGUUUUGGGGGUCUGUUUUUUCGGAGUAUCCCACUCUCUGGAGCAAAAAGGAGAACUCAUUUUCUUGAUUUGCCCUCACUUACUUUCUAAACCAUAUCCCUUUACAAAUUAAUGUUGAUGCCUGUAUAUUUUUGGUGUCACCACAGAUGCACUGAACAGCCGCACGGGUUUUUGUGGCUUUUUGCGUUGACAGUGUCGCGAUAAGAGGCAGACUUGGUGGGUUGAGUGGGGGUUCUCGCCUCGUCAAAGGAAGACAAGGACUUCCAUGAUUGUUUAGUGAAGCACUUGCAGCUACAAGCUCAGACUGAGUCAGUUACAAUCCUCUGCUUUUGGUAAAGUUAUGUUGCAGACCGCAGAUGUGUUCACACACAAACACACACAGGUAGACACGCACAAACCGCUUCUGUCCACAUUUCUCUCUGAACUCUCUCUCUCCUUCCCUCUCUCCCUCUCUCUCUCUCUCUCUCUCUCUCUCUCUCCCUCUCCCUCACACUUUGUGUCUGUCUCUCGUCUCCCCUCCACCGGCUAAGCUCAUACCGCUUGAUGUCCUCGAGGUGGGGGGAGGGACAUGUGCAAUAGAAGACAGCCGCAAUGCCUUUUGGGAUACCAGCAUUUUGGGAUAUUUUACGAUGGUACAGUUGAGCUUUGUUAAUCUGAACCUCUGACGUCUGAAACAACCUGUAUCAUAUUUUCCCAUUGGUUCAGAUCAGCAAAGGUCAACCUUACUGUUACUGUUUUUUGUUUUGUUUUGUUGUGUUGUCUUUUUUGUUUUGUUUUUUUCCUAAGCAGCCUUCUGUAUGAAUAUGCUUUGUUAUACAAAGACUGAAAGGGUUGUGGUAGUUAUUGGGCUCCUUUGCAGUAAAAGUCUACUGCAGCACAGAGGAACCUUAAGCCCUGCAAUCCGCGAUGGGAACAGGAAACCGCGCAUCUGUCUCCACAUAACUCGAUUUGCCGAUCGGCUGUCGCCCCUUUUAGCGUGAAAACAUUUGAUCUCCUCAGUCAGCUUUAAAAAAAAAAAAUUAAUGAUUUCAAAACCAUGCCAGAUGAAAUAUUAAUCGGUUUGAUUUGACCUGGUGUCUUGAAACAUAUUCAGCAUGCGUCGGAUCAUGAAAACAGUUCAGGAAGUAAUGGAAAAAUCGGAAAAUGUAGGUUAUGAGGUUUUCACGUGUCAGCAGCACUGUCCGAUUCGACGUCAGAGGUCAGCUCGUGAGCGACCUGGCUGUCUCUUAGUUGCACAAGCGGAGGACACACAGCGAUGUUAUGUGGAUGCAGAUUUUUUUUUUGUUUGUUUUGAUUUUCUACACGUUCUGUCGUCUGUGUGAUAGUCUUCUUCUAAAUGAUCGAUAGACUUAGCCAUUCCAGAUGGAAACUUCAGAGCUAGACAUUACCAACUUUUGUGUUUUUAUUUUGUAUCUUUUUUUUUUUUUAAUGAAAUGCAAAGAAGAGGGCUCUUUUUGAAUUUCAGUUGACUCACUCAACGUGCAGAUGAAGCUUAAAAAGUUCACAUAUUAAUCAGAAAAUGUUCAUGUUAUUCUACAUGGGGAAUUUUCUGAUAGGAAAUCAUUUUAAUUAGAGUGAUAUAAGUUUAUGCAUAAAGCCCCCCCACCCUGAUUGUGAUACUUUUUUUGUAUUUGGUCCUGCAAUUUGAAUGUAUUUGGUACUUUCUAGCAGUAUCUGUUCAUGUGCCACUUUUUUUUUUCCAUCUGGUGUCUGUGUGUUUCAGUUGAGCAGCACUCAGAUCAUUAUGCCUUUAACACCAGUUGUUUAAAUGAAAUUAUUUUUUGAGCAAAACAAAUUUCUCAGAUAAAGGUAGCAAGUAAAAACUUUAUACAUCAUGGCAAGUGUCCAGUACCAAGACAGUAAGUCAAAAUAUUUUGCGUAGUUGAUUUUCCCUGUUAUCAUUCAUUUCAGAGGUUUAUUUGCCAACAUUGCAGACUCGUAUUCGUUACUCCAAUGCACACAGAAAAAAAAAGAGAAUACAUUUAGAAAUUGUUUUAAUCCCACUUCUCAUAUUUAAGCUUUUAUGGUUAUUUUAUGCCUUGGUGUAAUGUAUCUUAUUGGCCAGAAAUAUGAUUUUGCUCAUUGUUUUUUGGGAAGCGUAUGGAAAUUGCAUUCAUUUAAAAAAUAAUAAUAAAUUUGUCACUGUGUGUAAUUUGGUUUAUUAUGACUAUUUUGUGAUAUUAAAGAUUAGAAAAAU
This is a messenger RNA of Myripristis murdjan (pinecone soldierfish), 4908 nucleotides long. It is a transcript of the gene dcp1a, whose product is annotated as decapping mRNA 1A. The coding region runs from base 85 to 1629 and encodes 514 amino acids. NCBI's taxonomy places the organism in Eukaryota, Metazoa, Chordata, Actinopteri, Holocentriformes, Holocentridae. The record is from RefSeq and is a predicted model, not a curated record. Gene Ontology annotation, molecular function: enzyme activator activity; mRNA binding. The transcript has 9 exons. Gene Ontology annotation, cellular component: P-body. Gene Ontology annotation, biological process: deadenylation-dependent decapping of nuclear-transcribed mRNA; positive regulation of catalytic activity; deadenylation-independent decapping of nuclear-transcribed mRNA.